Molecule: messenger RNA, 3456 nt
Organism: Scomber scombrus (Atlantic mackerel)
Lineage: Eukaryota; Metazoa; Chordata; Actinopteri; Scombriformes; Scombridae
Gene: srek1
Product: splicing regulatory glutamine/lysine-rich protein 1
Exons: 10
Coding region: 1095-2273 (392 amino acids)
Cellular component (GO): nucleoplasm
Molecular function (GO): RNA binding
Source: RefSeq, a predicted model, not a curated record
UGUUACACUACACUAGCCUGAGUCAGGCAUUGUUUUCCAAGCCACUAUCCCCGAUCGGGCCAACGCAGCCUUCAAGGGGGAAUGUGACCAGGAGAAUAGCCCGCUGAACCUUCCAAGAUGGACACCUUGUCUCUUUUUUUUUUUUUUUUUUUUUCUUUUCGUUUUGGUUUGUUUCCUUUCAUACUUUCCCAUGUUGUCCACUCUCUACUGUCUCUAUCUAGAAACUACAAGUUAUUGCUUAUCUCUAGCGUUGUGUUUAUAUUUGUUAUUUUGGUUUGUUGUUUUUUGAUUAUUGUCCAACCCCCACCCCCCUCUCUCUUUUCUGCUACAGCUGCAGCUUGUGUGUGAUUGAAUUCUGUCCAGGUUGCUACGGCAUACCGGUGGGAUGUGUUUCACACAUGGGAUGCUAAGAGGAUCACUAACACUUGUUACUCUCUUGUCUCCUACUGCUGUUGACGUAGUGAGGGGCUAGUCAUACUAAAAGUGAGACCCAGUAAUGAAAACUCUUUUGAACGUAGCAUCUUUUAAUCUUUACUGUGUGCACUUUUUUUUGUUUUUUUGUUGAUCUGUGCUGAGGUUUGUAGUGAAAACGCAAGAUUUGAGUGAGUUUCCCCUCACAAUACUACAACACAGCUCUGAUAUGGAUGUUAAGUAUGUUUACAAUAACACAAAUGUGAUCCAUUUAACAUAAUUUUCUUUCCCGUGACACAUGCAUUAAUGCUUUCCGUCAUUAUUUGUUUUUGAAAAGUGUGUCAGGAAACCUGGUAUUACAUACUCAGAGCCUCCAGCUGUAGUGAACUGCAUUUGUAGUUAUUUUUGUCUUAAUUCUAGCUACUCUUCUCCUGCAAAAGAAAGCAUCAGAUUAUAAUCCAGAGUGGAAUGAGCAAAAACUCCUAAUUCGUUGUUUUUUUUAACAGCUAAGUCUUGGCUAACAUUUCCUACAGUUCUUAAAAUUGUUGUUCUUUUCUGUAUCUGAUGUCCUGUGUGCUAUUAGUGAUGCAGCCAUUGGGGUUGUCUUGUGUUGCACACCUUUCCAACACUGCGAAAUGAUCGGUCCCCUCCCCCCACGGAAAAGCGCCCAUGCUUGAUAUCGUAUGGUUCAUGACCAAUAUGUUUCCAGUACAGGGAAGAUCCCAGAAGAGGCCAAGGCUUUGUCACUUUUGGCACCCGCCGCCCCAGUGCCCAGCCUGAUUCCUGGCGGGGGACUGCUACCUAUUCCAACUCCAGCUCCACUUCAAAAUCUGAACCUUCCCAUAGUGAAUCGGAUAUCACCUAGUGUCGAGCCCACAGCCUCAGCCCUCUCACAGCCGCCCCUCAUGGGAAAUGUAGAUCCCUCUAAAGUCGAUGAGAUCAGGAGGACGGUCUACGUCGGCAACUUAAACUCACAGACGACCACCGCAGAGCAGCUGUUGGAGUUCUUCAAGCAGGUGGGAGAUGUAAAGUUUGUGCGUAUGGCCGGAGACGAAACCCAGCCGACACGCUUCGCCUUCGUAGAGUUUGUUGAGCAAGACUCCGUAGCCAGAGCACUGACGUUCAACGGAGUCAUGUUCGGAGACAGACCCCUCAAGGUUAAUCAUUCCAACAACGCCAUAGUAAAACCUCCAGAGCUGACACCACAGGCUGCUGCUAAGGAGCUAGAAAGUGUGAUGAAGAGGGUGAGGGAAGCCCAGUCUACCAUUGCUGCUGCCAUAGAACCAGUAGCAAAGAAGCGUUCCUCCAGUCGAUCUAGAAGGUCACGGCGGUCACACUCGCGGUCACGUUCUGUUUCAAACUCAAAAACACGGAGGAAAAGGUCCCGUUCGAAACACAGACCGUCACAGAAGUCGUGGCCGAAGAGUGACUCCCACAGUUCCCGAAGUAACCACAAGAAGCGCUCGCGAUCCAGAGACAAGAGACACAGCCGCAGUCGAUCCAAGGGCCAUAAGAGGAGGAGUAAGGACAGGUCCAGGAGCCCUCGGAGGAAAGCCAGAUCACCCUCACCAAAAAAAAGUAAGAAAGACAAGAGGAGGGAACGCAGCAGGGAAAGAAGAGACUGCUCCGCAUUGAGGAAGAGGAGCCGCAAAGAUGAGGACAGGAUAAAGAAGAGCAAGGCCAAGCCACUAAAGGUAGAAAGGGACUACAACAGGGAAGAAAAGGACGACUACGAAAGCGACAGAGAAGCCUCGGCCACACCGAGCGAGGACAUGACGCCAUCGUCCUUCACCCAGCACAACGGCAGCUACAAACAUCACCACGAUGAAGACGCGUAUGUGGGCGCCAACAGCACCAAGUGACUAUUAACGACAACAUUGAAACGAUCCCCGUUCCAUCAGAUCUUCUCAAACACUCAGCGUGUGCGUAUACGUGCAUUAACACCAGAUAAACUCUUACAGUAGCGUGUUGUCUCCAUCAUCUCCGGUUGAACAACAUGAUUUUUUAGAUUUCAUGAUAAAAACAAAAAGUACAUUCUUGAUUACAUAGAUCCUGUAAUUCAACAUUUUGUUUCAUGAUCCAACCUGAAGGGCAAGUGAGCAUUGGGUACAGCAGUUUCUUGCCACUGCAGGUCAGAUAUAGAUAUAUACCAACAAUACAGUUUGUUACAAGGCUGUUUUAUUGCAUUUCAUAAUAUUAUACAGGUGCUAGUGUGUCCACCUCCUGUAUGUGUUCAUCACUUUAAGAACACAAAUCACUCUACUGUCUUUAUAUAGAUUUCAUUCUGCUUUUCGAUGUCAGUCAGAAACCAGCUGCACAGCUUCUCAAACUCAUUGUGUGUCACCACAUAAUCAUCUCUGUCUGCAUUCCCAAGACCUCCAGAGCUAUUUUAGAAAAGUUAUAACGGCAGUGCCGGUCUGAAGUCCCACAGGAAGGGCAGAGUUAGUACUCGUUUCCCCAGCACUUAGAUUUUUAACUGUAGGUUUGUGCCUGUCAAUUCCUCCAGAAAGACAUCUUUACCAAACACCUCCAUCGUUUAAAAUACCUCUAAGAUUCUCAGUAUUUAUAUCCUACUGUAGUAUGUGGCACCGAAUUUAAAAAAAAAAAAAAAUGUUAUCUCAAUAUAGCAAAAUGCAGGAACAACUGUAGUAUCAUAAAUAAUGCCUCAUCUGUUUGUGAGAUUGGAUUUUAAAAUGUUGGCUUUUGCCUUUGUUGCUAUCGUGGCUUCAAAUUUAAUUAUCAUUAUUAUGAAUUGUUGUGUCUAUAAAAUAGCUGUCAUAAUUUGUUAAAGUUCAUGUGACGUAUCUAAAUGUUUGUUUUUAUUUGACCAACCGUCCAAAAUUCAAAGAUAUUUAGUUUAUGAUCAUGUAUGACACAGAAAAGCUUUUAAAUCCUCAUAUUUGCGAAGCUACAACUAGCAAAGUUUUGCUAAAAAAAAAAAGACAAAAAACAAUUAUUUUGAUUGUCAAAAUAGUUCCAGAUUAAUUCUAAUUGAUUAAUCAACUAAUCAUUGCAGCUCUAGUUUCUAUGCAGGGUCUUCCCACC